Molecule: messenger RNA, 820 nt
Organism: Patiria miniata (bat star)
Lineage: Eukaryota; Metazoa; Echinodermata; Asteroidea; Valvatida; Asterinidae
Product: tctex1 domain-containing protein 1-like
Exons: 4
Coding region: 119-667 (182 amino acids)
Biological process (GO): microtubule-based movement
Cellular component (GO): cytoplasmic dynein complex; cytoplasm
Molecular function (GO): dynein intermediate chain binding
Source: RefSeq, a predicted model, not a curated record
GAGUUGUUGGCAGAAAGAUCUAUAGUUAAGGAGGAAUCAUUUUGUAAAGUUUUCACUGAUUAAAGCUGCUUGGACUGUUCACCUGAAAAUACAUUUUUAAUGGAGAUGUGUAAAAUCCAUGACAGCCAAUCCUGACAGCGUUGCGGUUCAGAUGGCUGCCAAGCUAGCCAUGGGAACGCAGGCCGGCCUAGGUCGCUCGAGUCUCUUCAGCAUGGUCCCGCGACCUCACAACACGGGCUCCAAGAGCUGUGUGUCCCUCGCCGUGGCCCCGGUGCACGAGGAUGACGACGAGUUUGCACCAAAACACAAGGAGGAGUACGAGAACAGUUACCGAAUGGAGCCGCCCAAACGGUUUGUUCCCGAGCGGGUCAAGCAGAUACUGUGCGAGACGUUGGAGAAGGAACUGGCUAACAUGACCUACGAGCCCAUCUCAUGCAGCACACAGUGCAAGAGCAUUGCACAGGAGGUCAAGCUGAGAGUCAAGGCGCUAGACUACCAACGAUUCAAGCUUGUCUGUAUCGUCAACAUUGGCGAGAAGCGAGACCAGGACGUCAGGCUGGGCAGCCGCUGUCUGUGGGACGCUGACAGGGACAACUUUGCCUGCGCUUCCUACGAGAAUCAACACAUCUAUGCCACGGCCACGGUCUACGCAAUCUACUACGAAUAGACUUCUCGAUGAGGCUGUGCAACAAGGUUCAGCAGAAGUGCAGUAUUCAGAAUGGGACCAAAUUGUAACAGUUUGUGGUAUGUAGUAGCCUUUAGUCAAGUCCCACCCGCCUAUACCCGGACCAUCCGGAUACGUAACGCACCCCGGAUGCUG